Messenger RNA from Brachypodium distachyon (stiff brome), 2950 nucleotides. RefSeq lists its product as uncharacterized. Bases 582 to 2468 code for a protein of 628 amino acids. NCBI's taxonomy places the organism in Eukaryota, Viridiplantae, Streptophyta, Magnoliopsida, Poales, Poaceae. The record is from RefSeq and is a predicted model, not a curated record. The transcript has 5 exons.
UCUCUCACGGAAAUUGCUUUUUGUUCGCUUCCCCCUGUUGUGCCCCCCUUCCGCCCCGCAGCCGCCGGCCGCUUCAAAUUCGCCGAGGGUAACUCGCCGACCCACCGGAAGAAACCGCCACCGGUACGACCCGCCCCCGGCCAUCGCCCGUCGCGUCCACCGAUUCCCAGCGGAUUCGAGUUCGUUCAAUCGGAGAGGAGGCGCCCCCUUGAUACGAUACGAGGGCAAUUGAAGGCGGCGGCCCGACCCGAUUUUUUUUCUGUGAUUUUUUUGGGGGCUGAUUUUUGGGGGUGCCUCUCGUGAUAGCCCUCUCUAGGGUUUGAGGGUUUGGGUCGGGCGGCGAGGUGGAUGCGCUGCGGCGCUAGGGUUUGGGGGCGGUAGCGGGACCUCCGCGAGGAGGGAGGGAGGUCGCCGCCUUGCGGUGAUUGGUGGUAAGGAGGAAGAGUGCUAGGUUUUGGCGGGUGGUGGUGUGGCAUUGCGGACGUGGAUUGGCCUGGUGGACGCGAGGAUUGGAUCGGCAGGGGAGGACCUCACCUCUCCGCCUGCCACUGCUGGGUAGAUGGUGAGUGGCGCCUGGCGCCAUGGACCCUGACAUACCCGCCCUCAAGCCGCAAUGGCUGAUGCAGGGCCAGGUCACAGCCACUGGUGCCGCGAGUCUCUGGGCUGCAGCUUCUCCUUCGUUGCGCAAAGAUUCUCAAGGUAAGGGUGGUCCAUCAAGAAAUCGUUCAUCUGGGCACAAUCGUGACCAGAGUUCCCGGCAGUCUUCAUCACGGAAGAGUUCAGUCUCAAGUGGGCCCCGACGUCUUGACCGGGACAGGGAUGAAAUGGGGAAGACAAGGGGCUAUGCAAAUUUUGGAAGGAACAAGGAUAAGGAGCGGGAGAAGGAUUUUGAUUCCCGUGAUAGAGAGAGUAGGUCUGUUGCAGCAGAUCGUGAUGGUUUUCAGUCAUUUAGCUCAUGUAAACCUGAAAGGGAUAGGAUGAAUCGUGCUCGCUCGAAGACCGAUACAUGGAGUAAGGGAGUAGGCAAUAAUGGUAGUACAUCUAGAAGCAAUGCUGUUGGCGUCUCUUUUGAGCGAGAUUUCCCACAGCUUAGUUCUGAGGAUAAUGGAAAGCAAGAAAUAAGCAGAAUUCCGUCUCCUGGUAUCACCACCCCAAUUCAGAGCCCGCCUCCCUAUACUGUGCUGGCAGAAGCUCCUGUAUCAAGCGAGACAAAGAAAAAUCUUGUUGCAUCUUCUGUACCACAAGCAGCUCCUAGUAAAAAGCCUGAAGUUGUGCUGAACAGUGGAGCUGUAUUAAGCAUGGCGGAGACUGUAAUGCAAGCUCCUCAGAAAAUUUACUUGGGACCCCAGUUAUCAAUUGAUGCUCAGAAGAUUGAAGAAAGAACUCUGAGACAGAACACUUUAAGACCUUUGACAUCUACAGCAAGCAAAUCUUUUGUAACAAGUUCCUCCAAAACAAAAGGUACAAGAGGAGAUCCUGCUGGUCCUAGUAAGGCCAUACAACAAGCAUUAUUGCCUCCUGCCAAUGGCUCUGUUCGAGCUCCAGUUAAAACCGAGCUUUCGAAGCUUUCUCUUUCAGGAAGCUUUAAAAUCCUCACCCGGGAGCAGAAUGGUACUGCACAGGCUCCUAAAGACUCUCCAGGCAAUCCUGUGAGUCCUCCUCCAGCUCCUGUGGCUUCAGUGGGACCACAGAAAAAGCCAUAUCAAAACCAAAAGCUUAAGAUUGCCACACAUGAUCUUCCUCUAACUCAAGGUGCAUAUGGUGAUACAAAAUUAAAAUCAAAAAUUAGAUCGAAUUUCUUUCGAACGUUGCGAUCCAAGUCUUCUAGUGGUUCAAGCUCAGUCAUUGAGUCAGGUUGCGAGCCGUCCCCAUCCAGCAUAGUUGAUGUGGAACAUGAUUCUUGUCUUAAACCUGGAAAAGCUUUCUCCUGUAUGGGGAAUGGAAAGUGUUCCUGUGAAGAAGCGAAUUCUUCCGAGGGAUCUCAGCGGCACCUGUCUGACAACGAGGAGAACAAUUCAUCCUUGGAACCUGCUGACAUGGCAGAUGGUGGGUCUCGGCAGCUUCUACUAGAAAACAGGGAGUCUGACUCAUCUGAACUUGCUGACACAGGAGAUGAAGGAUUUCAGGUGUCCCUCUCAGACAAUAUAGAUGGUAGUUCCUCCUCUGCACCUGCAGAUUCAGAUGAUGGGUGCAAGAAUUCGCAGUCUGGCAAUGAGGAAGCUAGUUCAUCAUCAGAGGCCACUGAACCAGAAGAUGAGGAGUACCCAGCUGAAGCCAUAUUUACUGCAGAGGAUUUGGAUUUCAUGACAUCACUUGGCUGGAGUAAAGAUGAAGAAGUGCAACCUUUGGGUUUGGAAGAGAUUGCUGAUUAUGUGAGGCACCAUAAGGGGCUCGAGCAGAGGCUUUUGUCCAUGGAAAGCAACGCCCACAUCAAGAUAGUCCUCCUUUAUCUUUGCAGCCAGAGCUAAAUGAGGCUGCAGGGGCCCAAGAAUAUAGGGGUUAAUGGCGAUGUCAAUCUGCAGAAGAUGCUUCAGAAGGCAGGCACUUGGAUUAUGGGAAGCCACAGAAGCUGUUUGCAAAAUGCAAUGGCUAAUCAGAUCGAGCGUUGGCGUUGGUUAUGUCUUGAUGCUGAAAACAGAUAGCAAUGCGUCUUGGCAUGAGUUUUGUCUAGAUUAACAAGUCGAGAUUUUUCCUUUCCUGCUGACGCUUGUCCAGCAAACUUGGGGGAGGUGGUUCAAAAGUAGUUCUGACAAUUUUUUGCAUGUUGGAAACAGGAGUUUAGGAUUUAUUAUCUUUUUCCCAGGAAUACCAAAUGUAAGCCCGGUCUUUUGCUGCCAUUUGCAAAAAUAGGUUGCUUUUUCUCCUUGUCAGGGCUUAUCUUUAUUUUGGAAGAAGAUAAAGUGAAAAUUUUAAGCAUGAAAAAGGUGAAUAGGAUUAUACUGGUCUCCAA